UAAAUCAUGAGAGAACGCUGAGUGGAGCGCGUACUGUUUAGGAAACUAUAUAACAACAGACAAAAAUCCUAGGAAAAAACAAAAGGAAGGGGAAGAAAAGAAAAAGAAGAAACCAAAAGCUCUCUCAGAACCCUCGUCUCACUUUCUUUUCACUCUUUCGGGUUGGAAUUUGGGCUUGAAUUCUCCGCCUCGCCCCCUCUCCGCCACCGCCGCCGCUUUAAAAGGGGAAAAUGUAACAAGCUCUAUCUGCAUUGGGUGGAUGACAAAGAUAACUGUGCGAUAUGGGAGGUUGCUGUUGUUCUUCCAGGAAACCUCAUCUGCAUGGGACGCCUGUAUAUUACUAUUGUCCACCAGCUUUGGAAGAGAAUGACUCCUUAACACCUCAUGAUGGGUCAGCCUCUGCAAUGGCUGCAGGACUCCUGGUUAAUUUGGAUCUAGAAGUACCCGACACAUUUAGGCCCCCUCCAGCACCUUUGCCAUAUGAUGUGGUCCUGGGAUGUCCACAGUCAACCGAUUCAGAGUCUUUCAGAGAAACUAUCAGUGGGGGUAGUUUUGAGACACUGCCGACGUGUGAAGAUCUUGAGGAAUCAGACUGCAAAACACAGUCUAGUUCUUUGCUUCUUUCACCAAGAAAAUCAGAAGUCUCAAAAUUAACUGAACCUAAGGAAUUAUUGACAGAGGAAGAGGAUGCCUGUCCCAUUUGUCUUGAAGAGUAUGACUCAGAGAAUCCAAAACUUAUCACAAAAUGUGAACAUCAUUUUCACCUUUCAUGCAUUUUGGAGUGGAUGGAAAGAAGUGACACCUGCCCCAUAUGCGAUCAGGAAAUGAUAUUUGACCAGACUUUUGAUCAAUAACUCUUUAUUCAAGAUGGAAUUGCUUUGUUGUCUGAGAGUAUAGCUUGCCACUCAGGGUGCUGCAGAUGCAUGUUAGUUCUUGGUUGCAGCUGGUCAGAUGGUGCCCAAAAAUUGAAUUUUACCUAAGUUUUUUAGUUAUAUAAAAGGUUGCGUGUAUUCAAGCUGUCAAUGUUUUCCUCAAUUCUUCAAGGUUACGAGAGUAAAGAAUCAAGUUGACACAAUCUGAUAACACAGCUCGGGACGUUAAUGCUCCUCUUCUGUGGUUAAAUACUUCGUUAUCAGUUGUCAGAUCAGUGGGGGAAUGAUGGUGCAAACUACAAAGUCAUUGGAGGGAUCAGAAUCAGAUGCAAUGGAGGUUUGUUUGCGAAAAAGAAUGAGCAAUUGUCAGUCUGCCUUGCUUCAUUUGAUGAUAAUCUCAGUUUUACUUGUACAGAUUUUCAUUUAUUUUUGCUUCUUUUCUCUACUUUCAAAAUUGAAUGUUGUAUGCUGCUUAUACUCGUAUUCCUUUUUGGCCCUUCCUUUUGCAGUGGUUUUGUAAAUCACAUCUGUUUUCCUAUUUAGAUGGAUUUGUGAUGGAGGAUGUUUUUCAAUGUAUCAAAAGCAAGGAAUGAUUAAUGGAAAUAUAUACCAGGUCAUAUGAAUAUAUAGAUCAAGCACUUUUGUCUUUA
This is a messenger RNA of Theobroma cacao (cacao), 1522 nucleotides long. It is a transcript of the gene RHB1A, whose product is annotated as RING-H2 finger B1A. The record is from RefSeq and is a predicted model, not a curated record. Lineage: Eukaryota; Viridiplantae; Streptophyta; Magnoliopsida; Malvales; Malvaceae. Gene Ontology annotation, molecular function: ubiquitin-protein transferase activity.